Molecule: messenger RNA, 1777 nt
Organism: Quercus robur (English oak)
Lineage: Eukaryota; Viridiplantae; Streptophyta; Magnoliopsida; Fagales; Fagaceae
Product: UDP-glucosyltransferase 29-like
Molecular function (GO): UDP-glycosyltransferase activity
Source: RefSeq, a predicted model, not a curated record
AUUAACACCAAGGAACAAAUAUAAGGAGAGAGAGAGAGAGAGAGAGAGAGAGUGCAAAUAUGGAUGCUACACAAAGGAGGCUAAGCAUUCUAAUGCUACCAUGGUUGGCUCAUGGUCACAUAUCACCCUUCUUAGAGCUAUCAAAGAAGCUCACUGAGAGAAGCUUUCACAUAUAUUUUUGUUCCACACCUAUCAACCUCGAUUCCAUCAAGCCAAAACUUUCUGAAAAGUACUCUCAUUCAAUACAACUUGUGGAACUCAAUCUUCCAUCAUUGCCUGAGCUUCCUCCUCAGUAUCACACAACCAAAGGCCUCCCACCCCACCUCAAUAGCACCCUCAAAAUGGCCUUUGACAUGGCCAGUCCUAGCUUCUCCAACAUGCUCAAGACCUUAAAGCCAGAUUUGGUUAUAUAUGAUUUUCUUCAGCCUUGGGCACCGUCAAUAGCUUACACGCAUAAUAUCCCAGCUGUUAACUUUAUAACUACUGGAGCUGCCGCGACUUGUUUUGUGCUUCAUGCCAUGAAAAACCCAGGUGAGGACUUUCCUUUUCCAGAACUUCAUCUUCAUAAAUAUAUGAAAGUGAGGUUAACCAAUUCGCUUGAAGGUUCAUCCACUGUCCACCCUUACAUUAAUGGCAAAGAACGCAUUCUUCAAAGCUUUGCACGAUCUUCUAAUAUCGUUUUGAUGAAGACUUUUAGAGAACUUGAGGGGAAAUAUAUUGAUCUCCUUUCUUCUCUAAUUGAAAAGAAGGUUGUUCCAGUUGGUCCACUUGUUGAAGACCCUGUAUGUGAAGAUGAGAAAUCCGAAACCAUUGACUGGCUUGACAAGAAAAAAGGAUCUUCAACUGUGUUUGUUUCGUUUGGUAGUGAGUAUUUUCUGAGUAAGGAAGAAAUGGAAGAGAUAGCUCAUGGGCUUGAACUUAGCAAGGUGGAUUUCAUAUGGGUUGUUAGGUUCCCUGUGGGAGAGAAAAUUAAGCUUGAAGAGGCGCUACCAGAGGGGUUUUUGGAAAGCGUAGGAGAAGGAAUUGUUGUUGAGAAUUGGGCACCUCAAGCAAAGAUUCUGAGGCAUUCAAGCAUUGGGGGGUUUGUGAGUCAUUGUGGAUGGAGUUCUGUGAUAGAAAGCAUAAAGUUUGGUGUGCCAAUCAUUGCCAUUCCCAUGCAACUUGAUCAGCCAUUGAAUGCUAGAGUGGUGGAGGAAGUGGGUGUAGCUAUGGAGGUUAAGAGAGACAGAGAUGGGAAGCUUGAAAGAGUAGAGGUUGCAACUGUGAUUAGAGAGGUAGUGAUGGGGAAUAUUGGAGAGAGCAUAAGGAGGAGAGCAAGAGAAAUGAGUGACAGUUUGAGAAAGAAAGGAAAGGAGGAGAUAGAAGUGGUGGUUGAUGAAUUGGACCAGCUAUGUGCAGCAAGAAGCUAGUUUCAAUGGUUGCACCAAUUCUCCUGAUAGUCUUAUAUGAAGAUGGGAUGAGUUGAUUCACUGGGGCAUUCAAGAUUUCAAUGGCAGUAGUUUUAAAGAAGUGCAAAAUUGCCUAGGUUGCUUCAAUCUACUGCAUUCGGCUCCAACAAAAUGCUCGGAUUUUGUAAUGGUGUUUCAUCGGAAGAAGGUCAUCUAUUCCAUUAUAGAUGACAUUAGAUUUAGAGCUAGCUCGUCAUAGUAAAUGUGAAAAAGAACUCAAAUCCAAAACAGGGUACUUUGUAGUUGUUUGAGAAUUCCUUUUAUCUGGGUGUCAGUGUAGUUAAUUGUAGUGUUGUCUUUUGCAAUAAAAGAUCUUGAUCAUACAGAGA